Messenger RNA from Maudiozyma saulgeensis, 666 nucleotides. The record is from the annotation of a GenBank genome assembly. Lineage: Eukaryota; Fungi; Ascomycota; Saccharomycetes; Saccharomycetales; Saccharomycetaceae.
AUGAGCAGUAACCACGUGAAAUUUGAUGAUCAGGAGGACGCAGUUGCUCCUUCUCAAGGUCAAGGAAUUACUAUAAAUGAAGGUGGUUUCAAAACAAACAAUAAGAGAACUUUGAAUUUGGAUGAUGAUGAGAGUGAAAGUGACGAUGAAGCACCUGAAGAAGAAGGUGCUGCCAAAACAAAAGAGGAUAUUGAAAAGAAAUUAAAAGUUAGUGAAGAUGCCAAGAAAUUGGAACAACAACAAUUAAAAGAAAAGAGAAGGAAACAGAAUGCAUUAUUUCAAGAGCAACAAUCUGCAAAGAAGCAAAAGGUUGUUGCUAGUGAAGAAAUUAUAGAACCAUUAGAGGAACUCCCUACUGAACUCUUACAAGAAGUCGAACAAAGGGAGGCAGCCAAGCCAACCCACAUAAAUUUUGACCAAGACUCAGAUUUGAUCAAUAACGAUUCGGAUGACUCAGAUGUGGAGAGGACCAUACGAAGUGAUGCUUUAAAGAAGAAGAAAAAUCAGCUGAAAACUCUAAGAAAGAAAACAAUUAAUAAAGGCCCUGUUAGUGUAACUUUAUUAACUUCUGUUUCUCAAUCGAGAGCAAUGGCUCCAAAAAAAGAAGUUCAAAUAACAAGUACUAAAGAUAAAUGGUUAAGAAGGAAGACUCUGAAUAGAAGGUAA